GCCUUCUCUCUCAGUGAGUGAGCCCUUCUCCAACCAGUAGCAAACCUAAAGCCCCAGGCGAAUAAGGCCAGCUCUGAAAGCAAACGAUCGCAUCUACAAACAACAUCCCUACCAUUUUGUCAACCUCCGCACAAAAACGCAUCGACGUCGCACCGAACGAACCCUCUUGCUACGACACUUCGAAUUAACAACAUUGUAUUCCAGCAGCACCUCCACUUUGUUGAUCGCGACAAACCUCUACAGUCAAUCAUGAAUAGGCCAGGUAGGACGCACCCCCCACGACGUUAUUCCUUCGCAGCCCAGACCCCGCGCUGCCAGCGACAUCUGCAAAAACCUUCGUCAUCUUUCGUAAUUUUUUCGGCAUAUUAUCAUGCGAGAGAGAGCUGUGCGCCAGCACUUACGCUCACGAGCCUUGUGAAACUCCCUUGACGGCUUUCAACCCCUCCGCGACCCUCAUUGACCUUGUUCGGAUGUCGCCACGAUCGCUUCAAUGGAUCUAAACGCGGAUCAGGAUCAGGCUGGGGGCAUGUCGGAGAGAUUGCCAUGAGCAGAGGCUGGAUGGUCAAGCAAGCAAGCGAGCAUUGGCAGGAUAACGCUGACGAUGUCAUCGAAUCGUAGGGGCAGUGCCACAGACACUCCGCGGGAUGCCUGGUGGCUUUGGAGGUCAACAGCAACCCCAACAACCAGGACGAGCAGGAACGAAUCGAUUACCGAACGGAAAACUAGGUAUGCGCUUCAGAAGUGAUUGCGAUCUCCGCGCUGUUGUUUUGGCUGGGUUGCAUCGAAGACGGCCUUAGGCUAAUACCGGGGGACAAAUAUAGGGAACAAUAACUCUGGCUGGGCGUUUGGAGGGGUUCCCAUGGCUGGAGCAGGUCCCCAAAACGCUGGACGUCAACUUGGCGGAAACGUGAGCUUCGCACAGAGCUUGUCGGGCUCUCAACCUGCAACAUCACUCGACCUAUCGUACGUAUAUGGCUGCGGCACACAUCAUCGGAGCUUCAAUACCUGUCCGGUAUUGAAUUAUUCGAAUCGAAGCUAGUCACAAUGACGCGCUUGCUAAUGCAGACUAGCGAAUUCCCAUCAUUAUCGAACAACGCCCAGAUGUCGAACCCCAACCAGUCGUCUAUGUGGUCGACAGCUGGAUCGCGAAACCUGGGUGGUCCCAGUCCGCGCAACCAAGCUACCCCUCAGCAAGGUGGCCAGGAUGAUAUGUUCAGUCCCACCUCUUCCAGAGGGCAAGGCGGGUUCAGAUUCGGUAACCAAGGCAACAUUGGACAACAAACUCAAUCAAGCAGCGUUGACGACUUUCCACCACUGAACCAGACCUCGAAUGGUGAGAUGGGAUCAGAUCGGACGGCGAGCUUGAUGUCAUCUUUAGGCUUCAGCUCUCAGGCCGCCGGCGCUGGACCCUCAGCAAGCAAUAGGGGGAAUGGUCUUCUGAACGCAUUGUCGGCUAACAGCCGAGCGAAUGAAGCCAGGUCGCCGCCUGGUAUUGGAGCCCCUGGCUCUUCAAGACCGCAAGACGGCAAACCUCCUGGCCUGGAAGAGCCCCGGCAAAAGUCUUCCAAGGAGGAUGCGGUACCAGACGAUGCUUCUAAUGCAGCGGAUUAUAACAACGCGGACUAUAGCGCCACGAAUUAUGUGGCACAAACCAUGCAAAAGAGACUCGAUACUGAGGACGUCAUUGACCCUCUAGAGGGUAUGCCAGCAUCCGACAAGUGGGGUCUCAAGGGCUUGACAACGUUGAUGAACAACUAUCCUGACUACCACGCGAUGGUUGUGGGAAUGGACCCUAACUCGCUAGGACUUGACAUCAAUUCUCAAGAGUUGUUUUCGACUCAGAUUUACUCGCUGUUUGAUGACGCACCUCCUCGGCCAGUCCUUUCCAAUGGAAGAUUUCGAUUGCCGGAUUGUUAUAACGUGACAAAUGUGCAACCUAUCGAGAGUAAAAUUCAGAGUUUCAAUGAAGAGACUCUAUUUUGGAUCUUUUACAGCUGUACGGCAGAUGUAAAGCAACAAAUGGCUGCAGUUGAGCUACAUUCACGAAACUGGAGGUGGCACAAGAAACACCAGAUCUGGUUGACCAAAGACGAGCACAUGACUCCUCAAAUACUGAGUCCUAACCAUGAGCGAGGCUAUUACGUCGUCUGGGACACAAACUCCUGGCGCAAAGAGCGUGUAUGUGCAUCUCGGAGGGUUUUAGACGAUAUCAUCUAACAAGCGCACAGAAAGAGCUCACUCUACACUAUGGCGAUCUAGAUACAACGCUGGGCCAGGCGCAGGUUGUGCCUUGAUAGGAGGAGUACUGAGCACCACGAUUGGAGAGAAUUUCCUUUGGAACAGGUGUGCAUGGGUGACUGAUACGUGAGAAACGUAUAAAGGGGCGUUACGGCAUCAAGACAGGGCAACUGUUUCUCGUGGGGAUGGGAUCGGACCUGGGUUAUGAAUGAACGCUCUUCCAUCACUGAGGGCUGGCUUAUCGCCUGGAUAUCGGACUGUCGUGUCAAUAAAUGAUGCUUUUCAGUUCUGCGCAAUAACUGUUUGCCUUGAAUGUUAUGACAUGUAUGAGAAUUCGCCGCGGCCGCAUUGGACGACAGGCUAUGGUUUGACUCCAGUUAUUCUAAUCAAUUAUCAAGAAUCAGUAUUUGAAAGAGCCCG
Messenger RNA from Fusarium odoratissimum NRRL 54006, 2658 nucleotides. RefSeq lists its product as uncharacterized. Gene Ontology annotation, biological process: regulation of DNA-templated transcription; nuclear-transcribed mRNA poly(A) tail shortening. Gene Ontology annotation, cellular component: P-body; CCR4-NOT core complex. The transcript has 3 exons. The coding region runs from base 1045 to 2217 and encodes 390 amino acids. The record is from RefSeq and is a predicted model, not a curated record. NCBI's taxonomy places the organism in Eukaryota, Fungi, Ascomycota, Sordariomycetes, Hypocreales, Nectriaceae.